AGUCAAUGACGCAUGCGCAACACGUAACUAUAUUUGCGUGCGCCUGACGUUGAGGAGUUGAUAGGAAGGAUCUGUUCGGAGUGCCUGUCCAGUUCUGACUGGAUACCCAGGUGUAGGUGAGUCUGCGUGAUCGAUCCAUCACCUUGCAAACAUGGAUUUCCAGCAUCGAGCUGGAGGGAAGACGGGGAGCGGUGGGGUGGCAUCUGCCUCUGAGAGUAACAGAGACAGGCGAGAGCGGUUACGUCAGCUGGCCCUGGAGACCAUUGACAUCAACAAAGACCCCUAUUUUAUGAAGAAUCACUUAGGAUCAUACGAGUGCAAACUUUGUCUGACACUUCACAACAAUGAGGGCAGCUACUUGGCUCACACGCAAGGAAAGAAACAUCAGACCAACUUAGCACGGAGAGCAGCUAAAGAGGCGAAGGAAGCUCCUGCUCAACCAGCUCCAGCGAAAGUUAAAGUUGAAGUCAAGAAGUUUGUCAAAAUUGGUCGACCAGGAUACAAGGUGACCAAACAGAGAGAUCCAGAGACUGGACAGCAGUCUUUACUUUUCCAGAUUGACUAUCCAGAGGUCGCUGAAGGAAUUGGACCCAGGCACCGCUUCAUGUCUGCCUAUGAACAGCGCAUCGAGCCCCCUGAUCGUCGCUGGCAGUACCUGCUGUUGGCUGCUGAACCGUAUGAGACCAUAGCCUUCAAAGUUCCCAGUAGAGAAAUUGAUAAAGCAGAAAACCGCUUCUGGACUCACUGGAACAGAGAAACUAAACAGUUCUUUCUACAAUUCCACUUCAAAAUGGAGAAAGCUCUUCCCCCGUCCGGUGGUCCAGCACCUCCUACCAGCGUGAAGCGCCCCCCUCCUCUGAUGAGUGGUGUUGGACCUCGCCCACCAAACGACAGUCUGCCUCCUCCCCCACCUGGAGGGAUGCCUGUGCCUCCCCUCCCACCUGGUGCACCAGGUGCCCCCCAGAUGCCCCCUCAGAUGCCCAUGCCCCCCAUGCCAAUGAGGCCGCCCCCUCCAGAGGGCCUUGGAAUGUCUAAUAAUUGAUCAUCUGUUAGAAAUGUAUGAUUCUGUCAUUGUGUGCGAUCACACUGCCCUGCCUGUCAGCCACAGUGUCAACCUCCCUUUGGAUAUUACAGGUAUAUUCAGUUUAAUUAUUUCUACAGCUGCUUAAAGUCCCCAUUUGUUAGGUUUUUAUGCAUUUCUUUGGUUUAUUUGAACGUGUAGGGCAGUGUGUUGUUGCACCAGUAUAAAUUUGACCACACUCUUUUGUAUUAAAGUCUAGGUUGUGGAUAUGGAGCUACGACUGGUAGCUCGUCUUUUAAGAUGUUUUUGUAAUUAAAAGCUGUAGAGAAACAGGAAA
Messenger RNA from Stegastes partitus (bicolor damselfish), 1358 nucleotides. RefSeq names its product splicing factor 3a, subunit 2 (gene sf3a2). Gene Ontology annotation, biological process: spliceosomal complex assembly. Gene Ontology annotation, cellular component: catalytic step 2 spliceosome; nucleus; U2 snRNP. NCBI's taxonomy places the organism in Eukaryota, Metazoa, Chordata, Actinopteri, Pomacentridae. The coding region runs from base 152 to 1042 and encodes 296 amino acids. The transcript has 8 exons. Gene Ontology annotation, molecular function: zinc ion binding; nucleic acid binding. The record is from RefSeq and is a predicted model, not a curated record.